UGAUCACUCUCACCCUAUUUUAAACCACAUAGCAGAAUCUGCAUACAGAUUUAGUCUUGGUUCUGUCGCAGGAGCCAUGGGUGCAACUUCUGUCUAUCCCAUUGACUUAGUUAAAACUCGUAUGCAGAACCAACGCUCAACUGGGGCCUUUGUUGAAGAGAUUUUAUACCGUAAUAGCCUUGAUUGCUUCAGGAAAGUACUGAGAUAUGAAGGCAUCAUUGGACUUUACAGAGGUCUGUUACCACAAGUGAUGGGUGUGGCACCUGAGAAAGCCAUAAAACUUAGUAUGAAUGAUUUUGUGAGAGACCUGUUUAUUCGGGGAGAUGAUUCCAUCCAAUUGCAGCAGAAAUACUUGCUGGUGGAUGUGUAAGUAUUAGUCUUUAUAACAGGAGUUGGCAACCCGGUUCUAGUAAUAAACUUUGACAUUUAUAUAUUUAAGAAAUAUUACGUCUACUGAACAUAGUAGUUAGUUCAAGAAUCUUAAGAUCAACUUUGCGUUUUUUGUGCAAAAACAACAAUUUAAUUUAACACAACCAUUUAACUCAAUUUAACAUAAGCAUCGACUACAGUGGAAUCAACAUUGCAAAACCAACAAUUUAACAACAACCAACACAGUUUAAUAUUAACAUCCACUACAGUGGAAUCAACAUUCCUCACUGUGA
This is a messenger RNA of Amblyraja radiata (thorny skate), 662 nucleotides long. RefSeq names its product calcium-binding mitochondrial carrier protein Aralar2-like. The transcript is spliced from 4 exons. Gene Ontology annotation, molecular function: L-aspartate transmembrane transporter activity; L-glutamate transmembrane transporter activity. Bases 77 to 370 code for a protein of 97 amino acids. Lineage: Eukaryota; Metazoa; Chordata; Chondrichthyes; Rajiformes; Rajidae. Gene Ontology annotation, biological process: L-glutamate transmembrane transport; aspartate transmembrane transport; malate-aspartate shuttle. The record is from RefSeq and is a predicted model, not a curated record.